This is a messenger RNA of Quercus robur (English oak), 1614 nucleotides long. RefSeq lists its product as uncharacterized. The transcript is spliced from 9 exons. Gene Ontology annotation, biological process: tRNA methylation. Bases 98 to 1501 code for a protein of 467 amino acids. The record is from RefSeq and is a predicted model, not a curated record. NCBI's taxonomy places the organism in Eukaryota, Viridiplantae, Streptophyta, Magnoliopsida, Fagales, Fagaceae.
GAGAAAACAGGGGAAACGCAAAGUAAAAGAACGUUUUCGGCAGCAACAGGAGACCGAGUUCCAAACUAAAGCUAUUGGACUCUAAAAAGCUUCGGUUAUGGAGGAGAGGCGCUGCAAAUUCUGGCUUCCCAAAAAGAACAGAUUCUGUGCCAACCUCCCUCUCCACGAUUCCUUGUUCUGUGGCAACCACAACCCCAGGUCCAAUGGCCAGUGGAUUCCAUGCCCACUUGACCCUUCUCACUCUGUGCUCAAAGAAAAUCUUGAUUGGCAUGUUAAGAGAUGCCCAUUACUCAAACAAGUUCAAUCCUUGACUCUCCAACCCUUUUAUCAAAAGGGUAUCAAUGCUGGCAGAGAUAAUGAUGAUGAUGAAGAAGAAGAAAAGGUUGAAGAUUUGGUUGCAAUAAAUAAGCCUGGUUCGGAGUCUUUGGAUAAUAUAUCUUCUGAAAUGAAGAGACGUGCUGUUUAUGGAAUGAGUGCGCCUGAUUUCUGUAAAUUGAUUGAGAAGAUUGAGGCUGUUCAUGGGUUAAUAUGUAAGGAUAUCCGGGACUCAUAUAAGAUGCCAGAAGCUUGCAAUGUAUGGAUGAAGAGAGAAAUAGAUAGGAAAUUGCCAUUUCAGGAGAAACAUGUUAUGCAACAGGCAUCGAUUCUAGGGAACUUGGAAGAAUUUGGGGUGUUGAAGAAUGCUAUUGGGAGGGAACAAUGUGAUUGUGAGGAGGCAUCUGAAGAUGAGAAAAAUGGUGUCUCUGCAGUGGUUGAAUUUGGUGCAGGAAGAGGGUAUUUGACACAAAUGCUUGCUGAUUGUUAUGGGAUCAAAAGGGUUUUUCUAGUUGAGCGGAAGUCAUACAAGCUGAAGGCUGAUCGAUCCUUGCGACAGAAAGAGAGCUUGAUAUUAGAGCGUUUGAGAAUUGACAUUGAGGAUUUAAACUUGAAUGCCGUUGAGUCUUUACGAGGAUCUCCUUACCUGGCUAUUGGUAAACAUCUUUGUGGGCCUGCUACAGAUUUGACUCUAAGAUGUUGCCUUGCUGAACAUUUUAGUCAGGAUAGUGUCGAACACUGCAGUGCUAAUCGGAAUCUGAGAGGUCUAGCUAUAGCAACAUGUUGCCAUCAUCUUUGCCAGUGGAAACACUAUACAAGUAAAAAAUAUUUAUCACAUUUGGGGAUCACCAAGGAAGAAUUUCAUGUAAUUACAUGGUUUACCAGCUGGGCGGUAGAUGCUGACCAUGGUUCAGAUCUUCCUGAAGUUCCUGAUGUCAAAUUGCAUCUAGAGUCAAUUGAAAAUAAAGAAUGUGGUGGAGAUGCAAGUGGAGUUGAAGACAUUGUGAGGAACAUGAAAGCAGUUGAAAGGGCAGUCUUGGGGUUUAUGUGCAAGCAGAUUAUUGACAUGGGAAGAUUGAUGUGGGUUAAGGAAUGUGGUUUAGAAACAGAGUUUGUCAAAUAUGUUCCAUCAAGCAUUUCUCCUGAAAACCAUUUACUGAUUGCUAGACAUACUAAUCAAUUUUGAGAUGUCUUUGUUUUUUCUUUUAUGUAAGGUCGUAUUAUUUCCAAUUUUGCUAAAAUGUGUUACUGUAUGACACUCUUAUUCAAGUUUUGAAAUGAGGAGUAUAGUUCUGAGAA